This is a messenger RNA of Diospyros lotus (date-plum), 1588 nucleotides long. RefSeq names its product protein WVD2-like 2. Lineage: Eukaryota; Viridiplantae; Streptophyta; Magnoliopsida; Ericales; Ebenaceae. Bases 205 to 1338 code for a protein of 377 amino acids. The record is from RefSeq and is a predicted model, not a curated record. Gene Ontology annotation, biological process: microtubule cytoskeleton organization. The transcript is spliced from 7 exons. Gene Ontology annotation, molecular function: microtubule binding.
GCGCGAAAUAUACGGUUGCCCAAUUCGCCACAGAAAAUACGAAGAAAUUAUAAUCGACAAUCAGAAAACCCUUUAAAAAACAUUCCCUGUUUUUUAGAGGAAGAAGAACUAGAGAGAGAGAGAGAGAGAGGGGGGGCCGAGGUACCUGGUGCUUCUGCAAAGGGGAAGUCGAGAUCUUGUUAGAUCGGAGCUGAUCUGUCCGUAAUGGGAAGGGACGUUACAGGAAUCCGCAUGGACAAGAAGCCUCAUGUUGGGAAGGUAAAUUCAAAUGGUGUCUCUCAUGAUGUGGUUCAUGUUUCUCCCAAAAUUUCGGGUUUAAGUGCUGAAGCAAAGGACUAUGAGGCGGAUGACCAUGUAGUGGACGACUCAAUUACGGAAGAAAGUUGUGAGAGGCAAGAUGUACUAGGUGUUAAAAGUACCAACCAUGAUGCUGGUUUGCCUGAAGGGAAAACAUUGAAACCUGAGGCUCAGAAGUCAAGUGACAAGAAAUUGGGCUCACCUGUCAAGGGAAAUGGGAAUGUGCAAACAAAUGACACUGUUAUGCAGCUCUCUACUCUUACUCCUGACAAGCAGGUUUCAACUGAAACUGAUCCUGAUGGGGCUGAAACUGUCGAUGCUGGUUCAAAUUGUUCAACUACGCCUAACAAUUUCCACUCCCCCAAUUCAGCAAAGAAAUCACAGGUAUUAAGGAAACCCCAACAACCUGAUAACAAGAAGUAUCAUGAUGAGGAAGAUAAUUGGUCAGUCACUUCCUCUACUGCGGCUUCUGUGCGGAGUGUCCGAACUGGCAAGUUUAGGACCACUGUCCCUGUUGCUCCUGUAUUUAGAUGUGUUUCACGUGCAGAGAGACGCAAAGAGUUUUACUCAAAAUUGGAGGAAAAACACCGGGCUUUGGAGGUGGAGAAAAUGGAAUAUGAAGCUAGGACCAAGGAGGAAGAAGAGGCAGCUAUAAAGCAGCUUAGGAAGAACAUGGUGGUCAGAGCACAUCCAGUGCCUAGCUUUUACCAGGAAGGGCCUCCACCAAAGGCUGAACUUAAAAAGAUUCCAACAACUCGUGCCAAAUCACCAAAAUUGACACGGAGAAAGAGCUGUGGUGAUGCAACCCAUGCAUCACCGGAGGAGAAGGGAGUUUGCGUCAGAGCAAUUCGCCACAGCAUUGGCAAUCACAAAGAUGGUAGUUCUACUGGCAGACCUAUCAAAAAUAAGGUUCAGGUCAGUGCAAGGAGUGGUAACACCACUUGCAAAGUUAAGGAUCAUUCGGGAACAGAGAAGGAAGCAACUAAAACCAGCUCUCCAAAAAUGGCUGAGCAGACUUCAGACAUCACUGUCAAUGGCUAGUUUUACUAUGUUGGAUGGGAGUAAGUUGUAGAACUUCUCUGUUGAUCAACAGCUCGUCAUCUUUUUGCCCUGGGAAUGACUUGUUUAAGUGGUGCAUGUCAUAUCUGAACUGUAUAUUUGUUGUACUUCACAUCAUUACAUGUAUAUUAUGUAUAAGAAGAGAGCUCCUCAUAAUGCAGACCUAAUUGGUUGUGACCAAUCUUAUCUUUGUAUAUAUUGCUUUCAAAUGGAUGCUGCAGCCUUUUUUUAA